Messenger RNA from Penicillium griseofulvum, 1554 nucleotides. Its product is annotated as DNA/RNA-binding domain, Est1-type. Bases 1 to 1554 code for a protein of 517 amino acids. The record is from RefSeq and is a predicted model, not a curated record. Gene Ontology annotation, cellular component: telomerase holoenzyme complex. Gene Ontology annotation, molecular function: telomerase RNA binding; protein binding; telomeric repeat DNA binding. Gene Ontology annotation, biological process: nuclear-transcribed mRNA catabolic process, nonsense-mediated decay. The transcript has a single exon. Lineage: Eukaryota; Fungi; Ascomycota; Eurotiomycetes; Eurotiales; Aspergillaceae.
AUGGGAAACAGCAGUAUAGAAGACCAAAACUACUCCUACUCGGACGAUGGGGAAGAACCUCAGGAAUUGAUCAAGCAACUACGGACCCACAUCGUCACCGAGGAGCAACUGAUCAAUGAAGGGAAGGAAACUUGUACUGGUCUUGUCAUGGUGGAAAUGAUAUGCAUUGUGAUCGACAGGCAACAAGCACAAUCAAAGGCUGAAUUAUCACAGCCUCAGUGGCAAAUGCUCGUCUCGCUACACCGAAUGCUACUCGAUAAACACUAUGACUUUUUCAUCGCCUCCCAACACCCGUCAGCUGGCCCUACUCUCAAAGGACUAGCCGGCAAGUACGCUAUGCCGGCGCGUAUGUGGCGGUAUGGCGUAUACUCAUUCUUAGAGCUGUUACGCCAGAAGCUCCCCGGCUCGAUGGAGUAUAUGCUUGAUUUCGUCCAUCUCUCGUACUCAAUGAUAACACUAGUACUGGAAAGCGCGCCAGAUUUCAGAGAUACUUGGAUUGAGUGUCUAGGCGACUUAGCACGGUACCGGAUGGCCGUGGAGGAAUUCGAUCAAAGGGACCACGAACUCUGGGCAGGGAUAUCGAGGUAUUGGUACAACCAGGUCGAAACUCAAGAGAAUGGCCGUAUCCAGCAUCAUCUUGCUGUUUUAGCCUACCCGGAUUUACUUCAGCAGCUUUUUCACUACACGAAAGCAUUGAUCAGCGUGCGCGCAUUCCCAGCUGCUUCCGAUAGUAUAAUUAAGCUGGUCAUUCCUCUAAUAAAUGUGCAUAGACAGAAGGGGAAUUUGACUGCUUCAUUUGUGAAUACUCACGCUGCGCUUCUUAUGCAAGAUCCGGUUGACGAGUUUGUUUCUCGGGCGAAUAUUUUUCUUGCUACUCUACAAAACGAUAUUAGCAAGGUAAGCUGGAACGGGCAGCAAGGUGUGCAAUUCAUGUCUUGCAAUAUCUCCGCGAUAUUUCAAUAUGGAAGCAAAUAUGGAGUUAUGGAAACAGUUUUCACAUUGAAGUCACGCAAUCCUACGGAAGAAGAUCGCCUAGUGGCAAUGGAAUGGGCAUCUACUGCAUCCAACUAUACCACAUAUAGCGAUAUCUCAUCCCAGCUUCUAUUCCGAGCAAGCUCUCUCGCCUUUCACACAUUGAUUGUUAUGCUAGGCCAAGUUGGGGACGCAAAUAUGUAUCCGAGCGUCCAUAUCUCUAUGGCAUUUGUGUGGUGUCUCGCGCUCAACCCAGCGGCUAUACAAAGACUAGAACCGCUGGUUCCAUGGUCGUUACUUGCAACCUACCUCAACAGCUUGUACGAUCCCGACACGCUCAUUUCGAAGAUCGAAGACGAAACAUUCCCAUUCCUUGAUGAUUCAACUGCACAACAGUUACCGGAGGACUUUUUGAUUGGAGGACAGGCAUGGAGCCAGGUUUACUACCCCGAAAAAUUCUUCGAGGGAGCUGCUCCUACAGAACCAUCAAUCGAAUCUCUGUCGAGUACCCUUGUUAGAAGACAUCGAUGUCUUUGGCUUGGAGUACGGAUCGCAACUGUCUGUUUGUCCUACUCCUACUAG